Molecule: messenger RNA, 1311 nt
Organism: Oreochromis niloticus (Nile tilapia)
Lineage: Eukaryota; Metazoa; Chordata; Actinopteri; Cichliformes; Cichlidae
Exons: 3
Coding region: 1-1311 (436 amino acids)
Source: RefSeq, a predicted model, not a curated record
AUGGCUGGUAAACAUACGAUUACCUCUCACACCAGGGUCUGCAGCAGACACUUUGCCAGUGAUCAACUCAUAGAGCCAACAACCCUUGAUGGUCGAAGGCGGCUUAUUAAAGGUGCUGUACCAACACUUUUUGAGUGGUAUGGCUAUAAAGUUGAACCACCGCGGCGUAGUGUUUGGGAGAGAAUGGAGCGACGCCCUGAACUAUUUCCUCCUGACGAUCAAGAAGAGCACAGUCUUACAAUAGAUCAUGACUACUGCUCAGUCCCUCAGCCGUCUGCAUUGGACAUAUCUGCAUCAGCUGCAGAAGACCUGUCCAAAGACGUGGAGACUCUGAGGAAGGAAAUGCAGGAGUUACGUGUCCAGCGAGAAUUUGGGUUACAGCGCUUUGCUGGCUCCGACACUGACAUCCGAUUCUAUACCAGAUUUCCAAGCUAUGAUCAUUUGAUGGCAUUUUGGUUUUUGAUUGAGCCUUGCAUCUAUAAAAUGAUCCGGGUUUCAAGAGCCAAGUCAGCUGCCAAUAGGAACGAACAAGUGUUGACACCUGCACGCACAUCAAUGAGGCAGCUGCUACAGCCAAUUGACGAGUUCUUUCUUUUCCUGGUUUUCCUGUCAGUUGGUUUGAAGGAGAGGGACCUGGCACACCGAUUUAACAUACACCAGUCCACAGUGAGCCGCAUUAUUGCAACAUGGACAGAUUUUCUUGCCACUGCACUGGGGUCUCAAUGCAUUUGGCUUACACGUGAAGAAGUGCAAGCUUACCUCCCUGAGGAAUUCAAAGAUUUCUUAGACACCCAGAUGAUCCUUGACUGUACAGAGCUGAGGUGUCAGACACCAUCCUCACCACUUCUCCAAAGUGAAAUGUACUCUUCGUACAAAUCCCACAGUACGAUGAAAGCCCUGGUUGGCAUAGCUCCACAUGGUCCAGUGACAUUCAUCUCUAAUCUGUAUGCUGGUUCGGUUAGUGACAAGGAACUAUUCAAACAAUCAGGCAUUGCUGAGAAGUUGACUGAAGACAUGGCAGUGAUGGUAGAUAAGGGCUUCCUAAUCACCGAUUGUUGUAAAUGCAAAGUGUACUGCCCACCUUUUCUAUCUAAGCAGAAGCAGAUGCCAGCAUACCAGGUUAAGGAGACGCAGGCCAUAGCCAGACUCAGGGUACAUGUGGAGCGAGUCAUUAGGAGGAUAAAACAGAACAAACUUUUUGAUAGCAUCAUUACCAUGUCACAUGUUUACAAUAUCAACCAACUGUUUGCAGUAGAAUGUAUGUUGUCAAAUUACCAGAACACAGCAUUAGUUAAAAAAUGGGUUAAGUGA